Molecule: messenger RNA, 765 nt
Organism: Fonsecaea erecta
Lineage: Eukaryota; Fungi; Ascomycota; Eurotiomycetes; Chaetothyriales; Herpotrichiellaceae
Exons: 3
Coding region: 1-765 (254 amino acids)
Biological process (GO): 'de novo' protein folding
Cellular component (GO): endoplasmic reticulum membrane; endoplasmic reticulum
Source: RefSeq, a predicted model, not a curated record
AUGAUCACCUCGAUACAGACUGUUGUUACUCUUUCGCUUGGCCUGGCGGGCCUUGUGAGAGCGCAAUAUGAUGCCGCACUGGUGGGCACAUGGUCGACAAAGUCCAAAGCGGUGGUCACCGGUCCUGGCUUUUAUGAUCCUGUUGCCGACAAAUUAAUCGAGCCCGACCUAGCGGGAAUUUCGUACUCCUUCACGAUCGAUGGAUAUUAUGAAGAGGCAUACUAUCGGGCAAUCUCAAAUCCAACAACUCCCCAAUGCCCUUCCUCCAUAAUGCAGUGGCAGCACGGCACGUACUCUUUGCCGGGAAACGGCUCUAUUGUCCUCACACCUUUCGGUGUUGACGGCCGCCAACUCACCUCCGCCCCCUGUUCCUACGACAACGCCAUCUACAUCCGCUAUGAGCAGUCCGAACUCUUCAAGUCCUAUCAAGUCCUCACCGAUCCCUACCACAACGUGCCCCGGCUAAAUCUGUACCAAUUUGACGGAAGUCCCAUGCAACCCAUGUAUCUGAUGUACAGCCCGCCCCAGAUGCUCCCGACGCAAACGCUCAAUCCGACCAGUGCACCGAGCGCGACGGGGAAAUCGAGAGUCAAGCGAACGGAGGGAGGAGACGGCGAGCAAGAAAUCCUCCAGCCGCUGAACCACGACUCGCACAUCAUCAAGCAACAGCCCACCAAUGUCUACAAUGCGGAUCGAUGGUGGUGGGCGGGGGUUGGGUUGACGGCGCUCGGAACGGUCAUGUACAUGCUACCAACCUCAGUGUAA